UCACUUUACAACAAACAAAUGAUAGUCGCACAUCUGACAGUUGCAAAACAAUAACCAGGGAAAUUUUGCAAAACAUUUACAUGUGACAGUAACGUUUGUAAUUAUGAUAUCAUCGGAAUGCAUAAAUAUAUUUCCUGUAGAUCCUUUUGUUGAUGAAAUAUACGUGCAGUUUUAGAAGAAAACGGGAUUAUGGUUAUAAAGAAAGAUUUGCAAUAUUAUAGAUCCCUUUCAUUAGAUCAUCGUAACCCUCAAGCGAAGGAAGAAAUCUUGUUUAAACACUAUCAAUGGUGCCCUAACCACCGUGUACAGUGAUGGUGAGUCAUGUUGGGUACAAAGCAGAGGAGCAAGAUCAUCUCAGCCUUACAAACCAUGCUUGUGCAGGUGCUGUCAGUGGGGCAGUUGCUCGGGCUAUUUUACAACCUCUUGAUGUCCUCAAAAUUAGGUUCCAACUUCAGGUUGAGCCAAUAGCAAAAAGAGGAGGAGGUUUGUAUCAAGGAUUGGUGCAAAGCACAUAUACAAUAGCAAGGACUGAGGGACUGUCUGCCCUAUGGAAGGGACAUAAUGCAGCCCAGGCUCUGAGUAUCACAUUUGGCAUGGCUCAGUUUUGGAGUUACUCACUUUUGACUAGAGCAGCAAGUGAGUAUGGUGCAGGUCAAGGGCAUCUUUCUCACGGUGUGUGUGGGGCCCUGGCAGGACUAUUUGCUACAAUCACAUCUUUCCCUUUUGAUAUAGUGCGAACAAGAUUAAUUGCCCAAGGUUACCCAAAGUGUUAUACUGGAAUGAGGAAUGCUGUGAUAAAGAUGGUGAAUCAAGAAGGAACAAAGAGCUUGUGGAAGGGCUUGCUGCCAACUCUGGUCAUGAGUGCUCCUUAUUCAGGACUUGUAUUUUACUUCUACAGUGCCUAUCAAGCAUUAAUGACAAAAUGGCUCCUGAAAGGAAAAGAGAAUGAGUGGCUGAGCACUUCAGCAGUGACUGGUUUAGUAGCUGGGGGAUGUGCAAAGACUUGUGUGUAUCCUUUAGAUGUGCUUAAGAAGAGGCUACAGAUACGAGGCUUUGAAGGAGCUCGUGAGCAGUUUGGGAAGGUUGUUGUUUACAAAAGUCCAUGGAGUUGUGUGUUUCAAGUCACAAGACAAGAGGGCAUCUUAGCAUGGUAUAAAGGGCUCUGGCCAGCCAUGAUAAAGAGUGGAUUAACAUCUGGGGUUAUAUUUCUAACUUAUGAAACCAUAUGCCAGUUGCUUUCACAUUUACAAAACAAAGAAGGAAAUGGACGCAUUGAAUAGUAUUUAUAAAGACCUGUGAUAUUUAGCCCAUAAUAAUUGUCUAUAUAUUAUUUUUAACAAGGUUAAUAUAUACUGUUUGUAGUUACCUUCAGUUUGGUCUUGUUCAGUGGUUGGCAUACUGUUUUCAGUUGUAUAUAUAAUUUUUUAUGAUAGAAAUAAUGUCUAACUCAUACAUAGUAAUCUAAUAGUUUUCUUAAAAAUCUGCGAAUUCUUAUGAUAGACCAAACUUCAGGCUAUUAGCUUUAUUUCUUAAUUUGUUCAUAACUUUGAGAACCAGUCAACUUAAAAGAACUGCAUACAUGCAUAUUAUUGUUGUUAUUGUUCAAAUAACUUGUUAUUCAAAACUAUAUUCAUCCUCCUACCAUAUGCUCUAAUAUGUACAUGUGUUUAUACACAUACAUCAUGUUGCUCAGGAAAUAUAGAUGCAAAGCAAUUUUACCAACCACUUAAUAGUAAUUAUUCCCACUCUUCAAACACUACCACACACCCUUGCGAACUUGGAGCUUUUCUGUUUUCAUCAUCCUCACUGCCACUGUUUCGUUCUAACUGCAACCCUCUCAGACUCCCUAUCCUUGUCUGAAUUCAGUGAUCACUCAAAUGUUCUUGCUAUCUCUUCCUUCUAGAAUCCAUCUCAAUCAACAUCUACUGGUAGCACAAACACUUAGGGUCAAUGUUUUGUAGUAUUUAAGUACAGUGCAUAAAGAUGUAUCAUGAGAAGCGGUUUUAGAACGAUACUUCUUCAGGGAACUGUGGGAGCGUUGAUUGCUUCCUACUUAAUAUUAAAACAGCCAAAUCACCAGCAACUUGGCUCAUAGUGAAUGUCCCAAUUAAAAACUCUUACUUCAUUAUCUAAACUCUUACUUCAUUAUCUAAACUCACUUUUGCAUCACUCACAGCUUAAGAAACUGAGUUGUGAAUGUACAUUGUAUGUAGAUGGUUGCCUUGGCUAUCCUCCAUUGAGAGAGAUGUCAGUCUGACAUAUUGAUAGGAGGUAGUAUAUAGAAAUCUCAUGUGUCUGUAUGAAUAUUUAAAUAUACAUGUUGAUAUAUCAAUACAAAAUCUUUUCAUAAA
This is a messenger RNA of Portunus trituberculatus (swimming crab), 2351 nucleotides long. RefSeq names its product mitochondrial thiamine pyrophosphate carrier-like. The transcript is spliced from 7 exons. Bases 312 to 1280 code for a protein of 322 amino acids. NCBI's taxonomy places the organism in Eukaryota, Metazoa, Arthropoda, Malacostraca, Decapoda, Portunidae. Gene Ontology annotation, biological process: transmembrane transport. The record is from RefSeq and is a predicted model, not a curated record. Gene Ontology annotation, molecular function: transmembrane transporter activity.